Molecule: messenger RNA, 954 nt
Organism: Pangasianodon hypophthalmus (striped catfish)
Lineage: Eukaryota; Metazoa; Chordata; Actinopteri; Siluriformes; Pangasiidae
Gene: ndufb9
Product: NADH:ubiquinone oxidoreductase subunit B9
Exons: 4
Coding region: 56-580 (174 amino acids)
Biological process (GO): mitochondrial electron transport, NADH to ubiquinone
Source: RefSeq, a predicted model, not a curated record
CAUUACUGCGCAUGCGCAGUGCAGUGCGGCUGGUGGGGGACAGUUGAGCUAGAAAAUGGCGGCGUUUCUGACCCACCAGCAGAAAGUCUUACGGCUUUAUAAAAAAUCUCUGAGGCACAUCGAGUCGUGGUGCGUCUUCAGAGAUAAGUACCGCUUCUACGCCUGCAUGCUGAGGGCUCGCUUUGAUGAGCAUAAGAAUGAGAAGGACAUGGUGAAGGCUUCCAAGCUGCUGAAAGCUGCGGAGGAGGAGUUCUGGGCGAAUCAGCAUCCUCAGCCCUACCUGUUCCCCGACUCCCCCGGCGGAACCUCGUACGAGAGAUACGAGUGCUACAAGGUUCCUGAAUGGGUUCUGGAUCACUGGCAUCCGUCUGAGAAGGCCGAGUUCCCUGAUUACUUCUCCAAGAGAGAGCAGUGGAAGAAGCUGCGAGCUCAGAGCUGGGAGAAUGAGGUGAAGCAGCUGCAGGAGGAGACUCCAUCUGAUGGCCCCAGGUCCGAGGCUCUUCCUCCGGCCCGCAAGGAGGGCGAUCUCCCCCCACUGUGGUGGCAGUAUGUGACCCGGCCCAGAGAGAGGCCCAUGUGAGAGGCCCGUGUGAGACGCCACACAUUACAAAGCACACACACACUCCUCUGCCUCCAUGGUCCUCCCACCUGAGUGCACUUAGUGACCUACAGCCCUCUGACCCAGACAGUGUUCAAAGGAACGGCUUGACCCAACAUGCUAACGUACGAAUUAGCACAAUCUCCAUGCGCUCAGUGCUAAUUGGUAGACAUUCACUCUCUCUUCACAGCAGCAGCAGGAUUUAAUCAAGUUUGAGUCUGUGUGUGUUUAAGGGGAUCAGGAGUGUCUGUGUGUGUGUGUGUGUGUGUGUGUGGAGUGUAAUUGUAGACUGUACAGACAUGUAAAGCACCCAGUGCGCUUAAGAUUCAAAUAAAUAAAUAAAUCUGUCAAUCAAA